Vespula vulgaris is the source of this 1597-nucleotide messenger RNA. RefSeq lists its product as uncharacterized. The transcript has 3 exons. NCBI's taxonomy places the organism in Eukaryota, Metazoa, Arthropoda, Insecta, Hymenoptera, Vespidae. Bases 817 to 1551 code for a protein of 244 amino acids. The record is from RefSeq and is a predicted model, not a curated record.
GUUACAAUUAAAAAUUUCUUUCGGCUUGAAAAUAUCUUCCUAAAAAUCGACGAUCACGUUUGAAAUUAUUCCUAUAAAUAAUUUGAAUUUAUCAAUCUAAUCUAAACAAUUGAAUAUCUAAUAUCAAAAAUUAUGACAUAUUCCAAUCAAAAUUUCGUAAUGUCUUCAACUUUCUAGGAACAUGGAAAUUCUUUAUAAAAAAACUUACGUAAUCUUUUUAGACCCGUGAAAUCUAUAAGAGACAUCGACAUCAUUAUUAUCGUCGCGUCGUCGUCGACGUCGUCGUCUUCGUCGUCGUCGUCGUCGUCGUCGUCGUCGUCAUAAUCAUCAUUAUUAUCGCGGAAGAUGAGACACCAAGAUUUCUAAAAGUUCAGCGAAGAAAAUCGAAUGACAUGGCGACUAUGAGAAAAGAGAGUUACUCAUCCAGCACGUUUCCACGUAAGAACAGUGAGGAAAAGGAGAGAGAGAAAGAGGAGAAGCAGAAGGUAGAAGAGUAGAGGUAUAACCGAGCUAUCCAAAUAAUCUCUAGUGAACACGAUCGACCGGUUCUUCCUCGAAACACGACGUUACCUUUACAGAUGAGUUCGAGGCUUUACGAAGAAUCAACGUCUUCGGACCUAAUGUAAUAAAGUUCUCGAGGAAACAUCAUAGUUCCUCUCGAAGAUAGAAGAGUUAGGAGAUCUUAAAGCUGCCAAGAGAAGAUCGUUUAGGAAGAGUUAAAACUAAACGUCUUUACACAGUCUCUACAUACUUCUUAAUCUUCUUAAUCUCAUUAACUUCUUAGUAUAAAAAGAUUAAAGGAAAGAAAAAGAAAAAAUGGAUCGUUACGUAACAACUUAUCAAAAAGAUUAUACCUGGCCAUACCCAAUGAAAAAAACACCUAAAUUAACAACGGGCAAAGCUGACGUCUUUGUAAUAGGUCCUUGCACUUGUGGCAUGGAUCCAAAAGAUCUUAAAGUACCAAAAACGUAUGGUGAGAAAUACGAUUGGAGUCGUGUGGGUCCAAUGGGACCACUUUUGGAUCCCAAACUAUAUCCUGCUAAAACUGGUCCUAGUCCUGAAACGGAUGAGACGCGAUUUGGACAGCCAGAUGUUUAUUUGAAAAAGCUAGAAGAAAAAUACCCUAAUCUCUAUGGAGUUAUACAAACAGGACCAGCUCAAGAAACAAUUAUGGAAGUUGAGAAGGAUAGAAUGAUGACAACAUACAUGACUGAUUAUGGCCGGGAUAAAAAGUUGAAUGGGAUAACGAAAACCGACAAUAUAGAAGUUUACCAGCCUGUUGAAAAAAUGAUUAAACGUGAUUGCCGCCCUCACAUUCGACCUCCGCUAGUAAAAUUUGGAAGUAGUCUGGAUCGAAAUGGCAAAAAUGGAAUCUCUGGUAAUGGAAAACAUAGUAAAAAAUCGAAUGACGUGGAUGGAUCGGAAGUACGAAUACCGCCAUGGAGAUCAGAGUACCAGGACAGUAUCAGCAAAGUAGGACACGCUAUAAUGAAAUACAAACUGCAUCAACCUCAAAAGCUCGCAUUAACAAUUAGUACAGUUUAUAAAUGAUCACAAAAACGAUGAACAAUAAAAAAUUAUUAACAAUUAUAAUAAA